GCAGAUCCAAAACAACGUGGGCGAGGCGGGUGUGCCGCGGUUUCCUUGGCGCCGGGCCUCAAGCUGCGUGCGCUGCGAGUAGGUACGAGUGAACUCGAUCAACAACAUGUCCGAGAACAAGACGGAAGUGAAGGCCCGCAUCGUGUCGGCCGAAGACGGCAGCAUCAAGGUCGUUAUCUUCUCCGCGCCGGAGUCGCCUCCGCUCCUCGGAGCAAAGGCGAGCGGCGCCAAGAACGCACCCGCUGAGGACGUCACCGUGGCCGAGUCCGGCGCGUCAAUCAAGGAGUUUCCGGUGGAGGAGCCCGCCCCGGCGGCGAGCGCCUGGCAUUCUGCGCACGUGCGUCUGCCGACCCACUCCUUCAUCCGUCCCGCGUGAUGCGUAGGGCGUCGCCGACUGGAACGUCUCGACCAAGGAGGUUCCAGAGGAGUUUCCAGAUCCGGCCGGCGCCAAGGCCGUCGGCAUCCCGCCCAAGAGCGAGCCCAGCCCGCUCAAGGACGGCGUUGACACGGGCGGCGGCAACGUCGCGGGCGAGUUGUCCCCGAUGAAGUCCUUCGCGAAGGUCGGAAUCGUGCCGGCUGACGACGGCCGCAUCACGAUCGUCAUCUCCGCGUCGGUGUCGCCUUCGCUCCCCGGAGCCAAGGUGCGCGUGCGCUCGCCAGGAUCGUUAUCAUCCCUCUCCCGUCU
Molecule: messenger RNA, 685 nt
Organism: Emiliania huxleyi CCMP1516
Lineage: Eukaryota; Haptophyta; Isochrysidales; Noelaerhabdaceae
Exons: 3
Coding region: 107-376 (89 amino acids)
Source: RefSeq, a predicted model, not a curated record